AUGGACACAGAGACUCACAAAGAAUGGGAACAAACCGUUUGUACAAAUGAAGACGAUAAAUUACCUACCUGGGAUGACUUAAGACAGUUCAUGCAAUCAAAAUACCGUACCUUAGAACUUGUAAUGUCAACAUCGGGCCUCCGUGAGAAGUCUAUCAAAGAGCGUUCACACUUUGUUACUGCUACAGCCUCAACUUCACCAUCGUCGGGAGAUAGAAAAUGCGUGCUAUGUAAAGAAAGCCAUACCUUAUGCCACUGUAAGGAGUUCUGCAAACUGCAACCUGCUGAGAGAGCUGAAUAUGUUAAGUCAAACAAACUUUGCUUUAAUUGUUUGGUACCAGGACAUUCCGCUUAUCUGUGUAAAUUGCGAGUCUCAUGUCGUAUAUGCAGUCGACGUCAUCACACUCUGCUACACCGAUCUAAGGACGCUACUUCUUCGGUACAAUCUGAGGACACUGAACAACCGAAAGUAGUACAACACGGAGUAGAAGAGAAGGAGGAAUUAGUCAACACUACAAUCGCGUCGCAUCACAGUACCAAACUAAGCACAAGUCUAGCACUACUGGCCACGGCAACAGUUUUAGCAAGGAACGAACAUAAUCACACUGUUGUUCUACGUGCACUGGUAGACCAAGGUUCGCAGGCAUCAUUCAUUAGCGAGAAGGCGACACAACUACUUAAAUUAACCAGGCGUACAGCAAGAGGAAGUAUCAUUGGAGUGGGAUCUACAAAAACUAACGUCAAUCACGUGGUACAACUAAGGAUUAGUUCUCGAUUGCAUUCAAGCUUCGAGAUCAACAUUGAAGCAUACGUCAUGAGUAAACAGUUAACCACAAAAAUCCCUUCCAAAGCUGUUACUGUCACACAUUGGCCACACCUAGAGGGACUCAACCUGGCUGAUCCGGAGUAUCACAAACCGGGUCCAAUAGACUUGCUCCUUGGUGUUAAAGAGUAUGCACAAAUCGUGCAGCAACAAUUAAUCAAAGGUCCUCCGGGUUCUCCAUGUGCACAAGAAACAAACCUGGGAUGGAUUCUGUUUGGAGAAAUCAAUACCAGUGUAAGAGAAGAAAGUUUUCUGGUCCUUCAUCAACAAAUAGAAGUAGAAAACAUGUUAAAAUCCCUUUGGGAAAUUGACACAGACAAGAAAAGAAAAUUAACAAGAGAAGAAAAGCUAUGUGAAACUAUAUAUGAAAAAAAUCAGACAAGAACAAAAGAAGGAAGAUAUGUAGUAAGCUUACCAUUUAAAACUGAAAAUCCCUUAUCUCCUAAUGGAAACACUAAAGAAAUAGCAAUAAAGAGACUACUACAGCUUGAAAGAAGAUUCAGAAAAGAGCCUACACUAAAAGAAAACUAUCAAAAGGCCAUGCAAGAAUAUAUAAAAUCAAACUACAUGGAAGAAAUACCUGAAAAUGAAAGUAAUAAAAACAAAUCUGUGUACUUACCUCAUCACGCAGUUGUCCGCGCUGACAGAGAAACUUCAAAGACACGUGUCGUAUUUGAUGCUUCGGCUAAAGGGUCGAAUAACGUUUCUCUCAAUGAUGAGCUACUUGUAGGUCCUCAACUGCAAGACGACCUUAGAGAUAUUGUUAUGCGAUCGAGACUAUAUCGUGUCUGCUAUGCCAGUAACAUCCAGAAGAUGUAUCUUCAGGUUUUACUACACAAACAAGACGCCGAUACAUAUCAUCGCCUUCUGUGGCGAGAAGAAGAAUCAGAUCCAAUCAAAGAAUACCGUAUGCUUCGUGUUACUUUUGGUACAGCUUCAGCACCCUAUCUAGCAGUCAGAACUCUUCAUCAAGUGGCUGACGAUGAAGGUGAAAACCAUCCAGAAGCCGUACGAGUUAUCAAAUCAGAUUUUUAUAUGGAUGAUCUGAUCUCAGGCGAGGAUACAGCAGAGAAAGCUAUACAGACAGCUCAAGAAGUGUCAUCUAUAUUGCAAAAAGGUGGCUUCAUAUUAUCAAAAUGGUCUUCGAAUUCUAUGGAGUUUAUGCAAUCUAUAGAAGCCAAUAAGAGAACAACACGAGUACACUUAGAUUUAAAAUUAGAUGGAACUGUGCAAGCCCUAGGUUUGAUCUGGAAUCUAGGAACAGAUCAAUUUCAAUAUAAAAUAAACUUACUUCCAGUGUCAGAUAAAAUUACAAAAAGAACAAUCUUAUCUGACAUGCAGAAAUUGUUCGAUCCUCUGGGAUGGAUCGCUCCGAGUUUGAUCUUGGCUAAAAUGUUAAUACAAAAGUUAUGGUUGGAAAAGACUGGCUGGGACGACAAAAUAAGUCAAAACCUGAUUGACGAGUGGUUGACUAUCCGUAAGGACUUUGAAGGAGUAAAAGAAGUACAUAUUGAUCGAUGGCUUGGCACAUUAACGAGUGAGGUAGACAAGAUAGAAAUUCAUGGCUUCAGCGACGCUUCCACGCGAGCAUACGCAGCAGUAGCUUACGUCCGAAUAAAGAUGCGGGAUGGCUCAGUGUCAACAAAACUGCAAGCAGCUAAGACUAGAGUGGCACCGCUACGAACUGUGUCACUACCACGGUUGGAGUUAUGUGGAGCGCUGUUACUGUCGAGAUUGCUUAAGCAAAUACAACAAGCCAUGCGAAUACCUACCGUAAACAUCUAUGCAUGGACAGAUUCAACCAUCGUCCUUGCGUGGUUAUCAGGCGAUCCCCACAAAUGGAAGACAUUUGUAGCAAAUCGGGUUGUAGAGAUAGCUGAAAAUGUAAAUAACAACCGGUGGUUUCAUGUCUCAUCUGAAGAUAAUCCUGCAGACAUUGGGUCACGGGGUAUGUUAAUAGUUGAUCUAAAAAGGUCUAAUUUGUGGUGGAAGGGUCCAGCUUGGCUCUCUGAAACAGAAAUAACAUUAAAACAAGAAUAUGAAUCUACUGAUUUAGAAAGAAAAAGAGAUACAAUACAAGCAAAUUUAAAAGUAAAUAUUGAAGAAGGCCUAACGUCACAGUUUAAUGAGUUUACUAAUUUACAAGAACUGAUACAAGUAAUAACAUACUGUCGAAGAUUUUUAAAUUUUAAGAGAAGCUUAGAAAACUUGGAGAAGAACUUUACUACAAAGGAAUUAGAAAAGGUGGGCGGUCGACUUCGUAACGCGAAUUUGGAUGAGCAGGUUAAACAUCCUGUUAUAUUAGGAAAUAAGAACACUUUGGUGCCUUUGAUUAUCGCCGACGCACAUGCUCGCACACUGCACGGUGGUGAUCAACUUAUGUUAAGUUACAUAAGCUCAAGGUAUUGGAUUGUACGAGCCAAGGCACUUAUAAAAUCCUGCAUACACAAGUGUCUUAUAUGUGCUAGACUAAAAGCGAAAUCAAGAACACAAUUAAUGGGUGACCUACCUAAAGUGCGAGUCACUCCUGCUCGAGCUUUCCUACACACCGGAGUUGAUUUUGCAGGCCCAUUUAAUAUAAGCAUGUCUAAAGGAAGAGGCAUCAGAACUCAGAAGGCAUACAUCUGCGUAUUCAUAUGUAUGUCAACCAAGGCAAUGCACCUUGAGUUGGUAAGCGAUUUAACCUCUGAGGCCUUUAUCGCUGCAUUCAAGCGAUUUGUUGCAAGAAGAGGAAAAUGUAGUGAUAUAUGGAGUGAUCAGGGCCGAAACUUUGUUGGUGCCAACAAAGAACUGAUGGCUGCAUGGAAAGACGCAAAUCUGGUCUUCGAAGGUGUAAUAUCAAACACACUGGCACUGGAAGGAACACAAUGGCAUUACAUACCAGCGUACUCACCGAACUUUGGAGGCUUGUGGGAGGCCGGCGUAAAAUCAGUAAAACACCAUUUGAAACGCAUUCUGACCACCAAUCUAACCUAUGAAGAAAUGACUACGGUGUUGUGCCAGAUUGAGGCUUGUCUCAAUUCUAGGCCGUUGUGUCCUAUCGAUGAUAAAGAUCCAGACUGCAUAGAAGUCCUUACACCUGGACACUUCCUUAUUGGUGAAGCUCCUAUCGUGAAAUCAGAAGAGUUCAAAAUCGGUGAUGUUGUCUUGAUAAAGACCGACGGAUUACCGCCAGGAAAGUUUUCCCUGGGUCGUGUGGUAGAUAAGCAUCCCGGAAAAGACGGCAUUACUAGAGUCUAUAGUAUCAAAAGUGGCAACAGCGUAGUGAAGAGAUGCUGUUCCAAGUUGUGCGCAUUGCCAAUUGAAAAUGAAUGA
Messenger RNA from Spodoptera frugiperda (fall armyworm), 4137 nucleotides. RefSeq lists its product as uncharacterized. The record is from RefSeq and is a predicted model, not a curated record. The transcript is spliced from 3 exons. Lineage: Eukaryota; Metazoa; Arthropoda; Insecta; Lepidoptera; Noctuidae. Gene Ontology annotation, biological process: DNA integration. Gene Ontology annotation, molecular function: nucleic acid binding. Bases 1 to 4137 code for a protein of 1378 amino acids.